AUGGACGUCCGACUCCGUGCACGAAAGAUAGCUCAUAGGCCUGGUGGGCGUCACGAUAAUGAUUUUGAAGACAUACAUGCUAUCCACAUCAUGCCCACAGCCGAAGAACUUGCCUCAAAAGAUCCAUAUCUACCUCGAGUCCAGGACAUGGACAACCCCUGUGGUCCGACGAGUCUCGCAGCACAAGUGGAUCGACAUUUCCGUUUGCUACAUGAGGACAUGAUUUCUGAUCUCAGAGACGAGCUUGGGCACAUAAGAUCUCCUGAUAAAUCACCUGUUCGAAAGAGGCUACGAGUCUUUAGCCUUAGCCUUGCAGGCGCCCUAUGUGAUGAGAAACGGCAGUGGAGUCUGCAAUUCGAAUGCCUUAUUGGCCUACCUCAAAUCAAUGCUUUACCUCCUGGCAAAAAGAAGAAGUUUGUUAAGGAGAACACAAAUUAUCUCAAAGAUAACUCGGUUGGCUGUCUCAUGAUAGACGAUCAUUCUCUGCCUGAGAAUUCCGGAGGCGAGUGUCAGAAACGUGAUAUCAAAGGCGAUAUGAUCGCUUCCAGUGUCUUUAUCCAGUUGAACACACCAAUGUUCUCGUAUGAGCCAAUCCUGAAGCAACUGAAAGCAAUCAGAAACAUACCGCUAGCAAAGGAGCUCUUCGCCGGUGACAAAGAUUGUAUGGUCAAUGAAAUUGAUUACAAUGUGAAUCCGAGUCUCCAGAGCCUCCUGGAACAAGUUGAGAAAGGCGCCGUCGUCCGAAUUGACAAAGUUCUUGGCCUGCCUCGAGAAAUCAGACUGGACAAGUCGCAAGCCCAACGCUUCCUUGCUGAAGCGCGCCAGAAGGUCUGCACCAUCCAAGGCCCUCCAGGGACUGGUAAAUCAUUCAUGGGCUCUCUGAUCGCGAAACCAAUCCUGCACUUCACGAAUGAGAGGAUUCCCGUCGUCUGUUACACGCACCAUGCGUUGGAUCAAUUUCUCAAAGAGCUUUUAGAUCUUGGUAUACCGGAUUCUGAUAUCGUGCGUUUCGGAAGCACCAAAAAGGCCACCGUCAGGACAAAACCACUCUCACUGCAGGAAAGUCCUUCAAGUCGCAGGCUGAUCCCAAUCCAAUUCAACAUGCUGCAAAAGGCGAGGGAUGCGGUCACACGGAAAGGCCGAGCACUACAACAGGCGGUUGCACUAGAAGGGAAAAUGACCCAAGUCAGCAAGGGUGGGCGAAAAGUGGACAGAUUCUACCUCCUGGACCAGUGGAGACGAGGAAAGGAUGCUGGAAUAUUUCAACGAAGCCAUGGCUCCAGAUUUCCCGAAGAUUGGAAUUUGAAGGCAGCGGAGGGAUCAGAGAUUUAUGAGCAAUGGAAGCGUGAAAUGAUGGAGACUGUGUCAGCACUUGUAUGUGAAGCGGGAGAGGUCUACAACAAAGCCCUUGCACAGGUGCGUGCAAUCUACAUGGAGAAAGACCUUGAAGUCAUGCGGCAGAAACGGAUCAUCGCUUGCACCACAACAGCAGCAGCGAAAUAUGUCAAGCAUGUCCAGUCGGUAUCGCCGGGAGUCGGAUUGGUCGAAGAAGCCAGAGAAAUACUCGAGAGCCAUAUUCUCACAGCGAUUAGACCCAGCACGAAGCAACUCAUCCUCGUCGGUGACCAUCAACAGCUUCGUCCGAAAAUCAGCAACUACAACUUGACGGUGGAUAAGAGCGAAGGAUACAACUUGAACAGAUCUCUCUUCGAGAGGCUCGUGCUUGAAGGCUCCCCACACCAGGUCCUCGUCGAACAACAUCGGAUGCGUCCAGAGUUAUCUGCUAUCCUCAGAGAGCUCACGUAUCCUGAGCUUUGCGACGCCCCCAACACCAAAGGACGCCCUGAUCUACGCGGAUGUACAGACAACCUGAUUUUCUUGGACCAUCGACAUUCAGAAGUGGAACUCGUAGAUGUACGGGAGUGGAGAGACGGCUACACUCCUUCCAGGAAAAAUCUUUUCGAGGGUGAGAUGACAUGGAAGUGUGAUGGAGAAGAUCGACCAGCAGAUCCAGUCUACUCGAGACGUGGAGGAGGAGAACAGCUACAAGAGGACCGAGAAAAGGCUCUGCAACAGAGACAGCGAGACCUGAAAGAUUUGCAACAAUCUCUAUCUCAAGAGCCUCCAUCUCAUGUCGCGGAACCAACAACUUCAGUCACAGGAGAGACGCCCAAGGCUCCGCGAACUCCGCUUCCUAAAGGUCAAGUACGCCCAUCACAAUCUCCCAACAUUACUUGGCCUGAGCCACCGCCCACUCCCGAAGACUCCCCGGAGUUUGAGUGGCAACGCCAAAAGCGAGUCGAAAAUGCAACGAAUGACGCUAUUGAUGCCAUCAUGGCAAUGGCGGGGUUGAAAGAGGUCAAAACAAAGAUUUUGACGAUCAAGGCAAAGACAGAUGUCGUUAAAAGGCAGAACACCGACAUGAAGAAGGAAAGGCUUGGAAUGGUCAUGCUCGGAAAUUCUGGUAAAACGAGUGUGGCAAGAUAUUACGCGAAGUUUUUGACCAGCGUUGGCGCACUGCGCGGGUCGGGAUUUGUUGGAGUUACAGGCUCGAGCCUGGCUAACGAAGGUGUGGCUGGGACGAAAAAGCAUAUUGAGAACCUCAUAAAGUCGGGCGGAGGCGUGUUCUUCCUCGAUGAAGCAUACCAGCUCACGUCAGGAAAUUCCUUUGGCGGUGGAGUUGUGCUCGACUUUCUCCUGACGGAGAUCGAGGAGAAGAUCGGCUCGAUUGUAUUCAUCUUUGCAGGCUACACGAAAGAGAUGGAGAAGUUCUUUGAGCACAACCCUGGCCUCGAGCCGCUUGCCCCACCGAAUAGCCUUUGCGGAUUGUUCGAAUGCCGAACUGUUGACUAUGAUCUCUAUGCGAAGAUAUUAGUCGACCGUCUGGGCGUAAAUCGAGGCAUGCCAGGUUCUGAAAACGCCAGAUCUCUGCACAAUACCUGGUCGAGGGUGUCAGAACGGCAAGCUCAACGGCUGGUGAAGGAGCGCAAAGAUGGACUUUCCCCUGAUGACCUUUUCUUUUCGAAAGACGACCUCAUUGGACCGCAACCCAAAGGAGUCCUUCAAACCAGUGCGGCUUGGAGAGAGCUACAGAGCAUGAUUGGGCUGAAGCAGGUCAAGGAGAGCAUCAAUACUCUAGUUGGUGGCGUGGAAAAGAACCAUCAUCGAGAGCUUGUUGGAAAGCCUCCCAUUCAAGUGUCGCUCAACCGGAAUUUCACUGGGAACCCUGGAACUGGAAAGACGUCGGUAGGAAAGCUCUAUGCUGCUAUUCUCGCAGAAUUGGGAUUACUUUCGAAGAAUGAGGUUGUGUACAAAACCCCGAGCGAUUUUGUCGGUGCACGUCUCGGAGAAUCCGAAAGAGACACCAAGGCAAUCCUGAGAGCUAGCGAGAGCAAGGUCCUCCUCAUAGAUGAGGCGUACGGUCCUCUUGCGGGCUGUGGAGUUGGAAAAGGACAGGCCGACAUCUACAAGGCCGCGGUCAUCGACACAAUUGUUGGCGAAGUUAAAAACACCCCAGGCGAAGACCGCUGUGUGCUACUUCUUGGGUACGAGGACGAUAUGAAGGAGAUGCUGGAUAACUCGAACCCAGGCCUCGCGAGACGGUUUCCCAUCAGCGAAGCAUUCCACUUUGACGAUUUCGGAGACGAAGAACUUCGACAAAUCCUCGACUUCAAGCUGAAAAAGCAAGGCCUUGAUGCCACAGACGAGGCGAAAGACGUCGUUAUCGGGAUCCUAUCCAAAACUCGAGAUCGUCCCAAUUUCGUAAACGCAGGCGAAGUCGAGAACUUGAUCGGCUGA
Messenger RNA from Fonsecaea monophora, 3798 nucleotides. RefSeq lists its product as hypothetical. NCBI's taxonomy places the organism in Eukaryota, Fungi, Ascomycota, Eurotiomycetes, Chaetothyriales, Herpotrichiellaceae. The transcript is spliced from 8 exons. Gene Ontology annotation, molecular function: helicase activity; ATP hydrolysis activity; ATP binding. The coding region runs from base 1 to 3798 and encodes 1265 amino acids. The record is from RefSeq and is a predicted model, not a curated record.